Molecule: messenger RNA, 3006 nt
Organism: Trachymyrmex cornetzi
Lineage: Eukaryota; Metazoa; Arthropoda; Insecta; Hymenoptera; Formicidae
Gene: pug
Product: pug C-1-tetrahydrofolate synthase, cytoplasmic
Exons: 13
Coding region: 81-2894 (937 amino acids)
Biological process (GO): tetrahydrofolate interconversion
Cellular component (GO): cytosol
Molecular function (GO): formate-tetrahydrofolate ligase activity; methenyltetrahydrofolate cyclohydrolase activity; methylenetetrahydrofolate dehydrogenase (NADP+) activity
Source: RefSeq, a predicted model, not a curated record
UGAUCUGCACCAGUCAGUCAAUAAACAGGUUUAUAUCAGUAGACAAACUCACCGAUUUGUAUCUAUUUCUAAACAGAACCAUGUCCACGGACAUGCGAGGCAUUAUAUUAUCUGGAGUUGAAUUGGCCAAAGAAAUUCGAGAAGGCCUAAUCAAAGAUGUGAGCGUCUUAAAAGAGCAAUUACCUGAUUUUGCACCGGGCCUGGCUAUCGUCCAGGUAGGCGCGAGAGAAGAUUCGAACGUCUACAUAAAGAUGAAAAUCAAUGCGGCCCGCGAAAUAGGUAUCAAUGUUCGUCGUUGUCAGCUUCCUAACACCACAACGGAAAUAGAACUCAUCAACAAAGUUACAAAACUGAAUAAUGAUCCAAAUAUUCACGGAAUUAUUGUGCAAAUGCCACUUGACAGCGUCAAUAAAAUCAAUUCUCAUCUAAUCACCGAUUUAGUAUCCCCAAAUAAAGAUGUUGAUGGAUUAAAUACUAUUAAUGAAGGCCGAGUUGCGAUCGGUGACAUGUCUGGAUUUUUGCCAUGCACUCCAAACGGCUGUAUCGAGUUAAUCAAAAGGAGCGGCGUACCUAUUGCCGGUGCUAAAGCCAUUGUUUUAGGAAGGAGUAAAAUUGUUGGUACUCCUGUUGCUGAACUAUUAAAAUGGCAUAAUGCCACUGUAACGGUCUGCCACUCGAAAACGAAGAAUCUCUCUGAUGUCGUGCGUGAAGCUGAUAUUUUAGUAGUAGGUAUAGGACAACCCGAAUUAGUUAAGGGUGAUUGGAUUAAGCCGGGUGCCGUUGUCAUCGAUUGUGGCAUCAAUCCCAUUCCAGAUCCUACAAAGAAAAGCGGGCAACGUUUGGUAGGCGACGUAGCAUAUCAGGAAGCUAUUAAAGUAGCUUCGUACAUUACACCAGUACCAGGCGGUGUUGGACCAAUGACAGUCGCUAUGUUAAUGAAAAAUACCGUGAUAUCUGCGCAAAGAUCGGCGGAAAAGCUCCUCAACAGUCAAUGGAAAUUGCGGAUUCUUAAACUGAAUCCUGUGAAACCCGUACCAAGCGACAUUGAUAUCUCCAGGAGUCAAGAGCCAAAAUCGAUCGUUGCACUAGCUGAAGAAAUUGGAUUACUAUCGAACGAGUUUAGCCCUUACGGCAGCAAAAAAGCUAAAAUCAGUCUCAGUGUAUUGGAUCGACUAAGAAAUCAAAAAAAUGGAAAAUAUGUUGUGGUAACGGGCAUCACGCCAACGCCAUUUGGUGAAGGAAAAAGCACGACUUCCGUCGGAUUGGUGCAAGCACUGACGGCGCACAGAGGCCAAAAUUCUUUCGUUACUCUUAGACAACCUAGUCAAGGACCUACAUUCGGUGUUAAAGGAGGAGCUGCUGGAGGAGGAUAUUCACAGGUAAUACCUAUGGAGGAAUUCAAUCUUCACCUAACCGGGGAUAUUCAUGCUGUUUCUGCCGCAAAUAAUCUUAUGGCAGCGCAAAUUGAUGCACGAUACUUCCACGAGUCCACUCAGAGUGAUAAAGUCCUAUAUGAUCGGUUGGUACCAACUAUUAAGGGUGUCAGGAAGUUCUCAAAAAUCCAGCUGAGACGAUUGGAAAAACUUGGCAUCACAAAAACUGAUCCAAAUUCAUUAACGGAAGAAGAAAAACGUCGAUUUGCAAGACUUGACAUCGAUCCAGAUAACAUCAUAUGGACGCGAGUGGUGGAUAUUAACGAUCGAUUUUUACGGAAGAUUACCAUUGGUCAGAGCCCAACCGAGAAAGGCAAGACAAGAGAAACCUCAUUCUGUAUUUCUGUUGGAUCUGAAAUAAUGGCAAUCCUUGCAUUAUCAACCAGUGCCGAAGAUAUGAAGGAGCGGCUUGGUAAUAUCGUAAUUGGAUUUAACAAAAGCGGCGAGUCUUUAACUGCUGAAGAUUUUGGUAUGACAGGAGCAAUGGCGAUUCUGCUAAAAGAUGCUAUAGAACCGACACUUAUGCAAUCAUUGGAAGGUACACCAGUAAUAGUACACGCUGGACCAUUCGCCAAUAUAGCCCACGGUUGUUCAUCCAUUAUUGGCGACGCUAUUGCUCUAAAAUUAGUCGGACCGAAAGGCAUUGUAGUAACAGAAGCCGGAUUUGGAUCAGAUAUUGGCAUGGAAAAGUUCUUUGACAUCAAAUGUCGUACUACCGGAUACGUACCGAAUGCUAUCGUACUUGUGGCGACUAUUAGAGCAUUAAAGAUGCACGGUGGUGGGCCACCGGUAACGACCGGAGCACCGUUAAAAAAAGAGUAUAUCGAAGAAAAUGUUGAACUUGUUAGAAAAGGCUUACCAAAUCUGCAAAAACACAUCAGCAAUGGUUUGAAAUAUGGCGUGCCCGUAGUUGUUGCCAUCAACUCUCACAGUACCGAUACUCAAGCGGAGUUAGAGCUCGUUAGGCAAGCAGCCUUGGAAAGCGGUGCAACUGAUGCAGUAAUAUGCACUCAUUGGGCCGAAGGUGGGGCUGGUGCUACAGCUCUUGCGGAUGCAGUAAUAGCAGCUACCGAAAAAAAUAGUAAUUUUAAACUGUUAUACGAUCUCGAGGAUAGCAUCGAGGAAAAAAUUAAUAAGAUCGCCAAAGAGAUUUAUGGUGCUGGCCAAGUCGUUCUCGCAGAAAAGGUGCAGAAAAAAAUCGAACAGUAUAACAAGUUAGGAUAUAACAAAUUCCCGAUAUGUAUGGCAAAAACAUCGAAUUCGUUAACUGGAGAUCCAGCUAUCAAAGGUGCGCCAACCGGUUUCACCCUCGAUAUUACAGAUAUAUUUGUUUCAACCGGCGCCAAAUUUAUUGUUCCUAUGGUGGGAGAGAUUAUGAUGAUGCCAGGACUUUCGACUAGACCAAGUAUUUACGAUAUGGAUUGGAAUACCGAAAUAGAUGAAAUAGAAGGCCUGUUUUAAAUUUAAUAUCUAUUUAUAACUAAAUUAAAUGUUUAUUUUUCAACAAACAUUUUCAUAAUGUGAUGCUAAUAAUUCCUCAGAAAGUUUAUAGUAUAUCAAUACAUAAUCGUUA